AACCUGUGAGGACUGCUAGUAGUGGUGAGGGCGUGUAACUGUGAGGACUGCUAGUAGUGGUGAGGAGUUCCAGUAGUGGUGAGGGCGUGUAACUGUGAGGACUGCUAGUAGUGGUGAGGGCGUGUAACUGUGAGGACUGCUAGUAGUGGUGAGGGCGUGAAACUGUGAGGACUGCUAGUAGUGGUGAGGGCGUGUAACUGUGAGGACUGCUAGUAGUGGUGAGGGCGUGUAACUGUGAGGACUGCUAGUAGUGGUGAGGAGUUCCAGUAGUGGUGAGGGCGUGUAACCGUGAGGACUGCUAGUAGUGGUGAGGGCGUGUAACCGUGAGGACUGCCAGUUGUCGCCAGGAACUGUUUAUUCUCCAGGGACCACACUGCUCCAGUGGCAGCAGCAGGGCGAGGAUGGGGGAGCCUGACAACUCCGACAAAGUGAUGGUCAGCAUGACGUUGGAGGAGAAGACUAAGCCUCUAGUGCCAGCUCCACUCUGGUGCUCUUGCCGCUUGACCUUGGCCUUCAUUUCCUUCCUGGGCUUCGUGAACCUGUACGCACUGCGCGUCAACCUGAGUGUGGCCAUGGUGUGCAUGCUGAACCACACCGCCCUGUCGCUCCAGCACCGCUCUCUCCUCAACACCCACACCAACUCCUCCCUCCCUGCUCCUGGGCAGGCCACUGCUUGCGAUGGCGACUCUCUGGUGGUCAAUGGCAAUGGCACGUCCGACGCAGGUAAUAGCAAGGAAGGAGAGUUUGUUUGGCCGCGAGAAAUUCAAGGACUGAUUCUCGGAUCGUUCUUCUGGGGCUACCUGGUGACGCAAGUACCGGGUGGCUGGCUGUCUGCCCGUCUGGGUGGCAAACGGGUGUUUGGUUACUUCAUGUGCGCAUGCGCUGUGGUGACGCUGCUGAUGCCUGUGGCCGCCAGGGCCGACUACCGCCUGCUGCUGUUCCUCAGGUUCGCCGCCGGAGUUUGCCAAGGCGUGGUGUGGCCAGCCAUGCAGACUGUGUGGGCCAAGUGGACUCCGCCACUGGAGGCGGGCAAGCUGCAGGGCUUCUGUUACGCUGGAUCCCAGAUUGGCAACGUGCUGACAUUCCCCAUAGCGGCCCUGCUGUGUGAAUAUGGCUUUGACGGUGGCUGGGCCUCCGUCUUCUACGUGCUAGGUGGUUGCGGGCUGUUGUGGUUCGCCGCCUGGAUGUUGCUGGUGUUCGACAGUCCGGACCAGCAUCCCCGCAUCAGCGCCCAGGAACUCGAGUACAUACAGGCUAGUCUGCGAGGCAGGGGAGGCAAGUCGUCGACCGCUGUCACCAUACCCUGGCGGAGUAUCCUGACUUCAAAGCCGGUGUGGGCCAUCGUGGUGACGCACACCUGCGCCAACUGGGGGACGUACACCUUCCUGACCAACAUCCCCACUUACCUGAAGGAGGUCCUUCGGUUUGACAUCAAGAAGAGCGGGCUGGUGUCUAGCCUCCCCUACAUCGGCUUCUGGCUCGUCAUCAACAUUUCUGGCCACAUCUUCGACAUGCUUCAGUCACGUGGCUCUCUGACUCCAACGGCGGCGCGAAAGAUCGGCAACUCUAUGGGCCUGAUGCUGCCGGCUGUGCUAGUGCUUGGUGUGGGCUUCAUGGACUGUCACAGCGCUUUGUGGGGAGUGGUGCUGCUGACGGUGGGCGUGGCCAUGAGCGGAUGUCAGUACGGCAGCGGCUUCAUCAUCAACCCCGGGGACAUCGCCCCCAGAUAUGCAGGCAUCAUCUUUGGCAUCUCCAACACCUUCGCCACCAUCCCGGGCUUCCUCGCUCCCACCGCCAUCGGUUACAUCACGUCUGACCAAACACAAGGCCAGUGGCAGAUUGUCUUCUUCAUCUGCGCUGCCAUCUAUGUGUCGGGGGCUAUCUUCUACAUGGUCUUCGGCACCGCACAUCUUCAGGGGUGGGCUUGUGAGGAGCUCGUCACCAUCAUUCCCGAACACAGCGUACCCGUACCCGUACCCCUACCAGCACCCCUAGAGACAGACUCCUCCCCGGACAAGGCAAAGGAUUGAAUGGUCUCCCCUCACAGCGAUCACGCAUGGCACUUUUUGAGAAAAUCUUUAGGGGACAAUAUUACUAUCCAAUCUGCUUAGACUGAAUUCUUAUACAUCUUGCGCUGGUCACAUGACUAAUAAAACGCCUGCUGUCGCUGAUUUAUUUUUCACUGCUGCUCGUCUACGUCUAACUACGCCCUCAUCUCAGUUGAGCUGUGCCUUAUACGUUUCAUCAACUGCAUGAGCUGUCCACUGUGCCCAUCAAAUGUCCUGUCAAAUGACAUUCUCACACAUAUACACACAUAUAUAUAUAUACACAUGUACACACACGCACACAAUAGACCCUUUCAUACAACUGAUCAUGUAUACAUAACUAUUCUAUUUCUUUAUGUUACAAAAAAUGGCCUCCAAUAUUUUCUGGGUUUUUUGUAUAAUAAAAUUAACCAGUAUAAAACCUCA
This is a messenger RNA of Pomacea canaliculata, 2471 nucleotides long. Its product is annotated as sialin-like. Gene Ontology annotation, biological process: monoatomic anion transport; transmembrane transport. Gene Ontology annotation, molecular function: transmembrane transporter activity. The record is from RefSeq and is a predicted model, not a curated record. NCBI's taxonomy places the organism in Eukaryota, Metazoa, Mollusca, Gastropoda, Architaenioglossa, Ampullariidae. The transcript has 11 exons. The coding region runs from base 402 to 2030 and encodes 542 amino acids.